Molecule: messenger RNA, 801 nt
Organism: Suillus clintonianus
Lineage: Eukaryota; Fungi; Basidiomycota; Agaricomycetes; Boletales; Suillaceae
Exons: 7
Coding region: 1-801 (266 amino acids)
Source: RefSeq, a predicted model, not a curated record
AUGAGCAUGAGACGCCAUGGAGCUUUGUCAGAUGGCUUCCCCACCAACCAGCAGAAGGAAUGCAAGGCAUGGGAUGUCAUUCUUGAGGCUUGUCAAGGCAACGAUCAGCUGACAGAGAGGCUAACCCAGCUUGAGAACAACCUGGACAUGAAGAACUUGUUGGUGAACUACACAUGGCAAUGGCAGGGGACAAUGAGGGCUGAACUUGUACUGAAGGCUAGGCAAGGUACACCUGCCUGGUUUGGGCUUACUGAGCUGGAGAGUAGUGAGGAGGUCAUUAGCGCCUGCAAAUGGCUUCUGAAGGACAACAUUUUUCUACAUGGCGACAUCAACUUAAAGCAAAGGACGUAUGACAAAACCAAGCCCUGGAUGAACCAAGGCCUGGUGUUAUUGAUCUCUGACCAGUUUUGGUCAGUAAAGGAAGAUGCUAUUAAGAUGGGUAAACAAAAUAACUUAUAUCUGGAGUUUCCUGAUGCUCUGCUGGCCCUUUGUGCCAGUGCGAUUCAAUGUGCGCUCAGAGGCUUCUUAUCAAAUGGCAAGCUUAAAGGAAUGGGAUCUGUUGUCUCCUUCACUGAUGAAACCUAUUGCGCUGAGUUCUCUGGCUACAAAUCUCUGCUUUCUGAGUUCAAGAACAAUACCCCAAUUUUCUACAAGCUGAUGAAGAUGGACAUGAAGGACACUCUCAAAAAGGUAUCUCUAGACGCUUGCAGCAUGCUUAAGAAAACCAGCACCAUGAAAAUUGACAAGGAAGCUAUAGAGGAGGCUGCAGCAUUCCAGUCCGAUACUCCUAGAUACUACUAG